This is a messenger RNA of Microthlaspi erraticum, 1215 nucleotides long. The record is from the annotation of a GenBank genome assembly. NCBI's taxonomy places the organism in Eukaryota, Viridiplantae, Streptophyta, Magnoliopsida, Brassicales, Brassicaceae.
AUGUUGAUGCUUGGGAACACUCUACCUGACAAAUUCAAACAACGGCAUGGAUCAUGGUCCCAUCAAAUCUGCAGAAGCUGUGAAACAUCUAAUACCACCGUGGCAAAGAGCAUUCUGAAACUUGCCAUCUCUUUUACCACAUCCCCUGAUGAUCUAUGCAUAGCAGUGGAAGUGGCCAAGGAGUUGCAAAAUGUCAUCGGUUUAGAAAAAUCUGAUACUUUAGAAGUGUCUGAAUCAUCAUACAUGAUCAUAAACCAGUCAACAAGUGCUUCUGUAAAUUCUUGCCUGUUGCAAUCAAUUGAUUCAGCAAUAGUUGACAUGGACUGGGCCACAAAGAAGCUAAAGAAUUUCCAAAUAGUCUCUCAGAAGAACCUCCAUCUCAACCAUGACGCUGAGAGCACAUUUGGACUGUCUCUCGAGGAAGCGCUUUACUCAAUGGCUGAGUCAACAAUCAGGAUACUUUCUUCCUUUGUUUUAAUGAACCUUAAAGACUCGCAAGCAGCACAGUUUCUCAGAUUAGCAGUUCGGUUUUACAAACAGUUAGCACAGAUUGUGAAACAGAGGAUUGCUCCCAAGGGUUGCAAGCAAACUGUUCCUACCCUUAAAUUUCAGAAACUCGUGGAACUAACUUGCAAGUCUCUCACGGUCCCUUUAUAUCCCUUUUUAAGUGAAAUGCAAAAGGACCAACAGGAAACUGUGAGUUCCAGUUCCAAGGGCAUAAUCAACAAGAUCAAACAGGAGAACAAAUGCAUCCCUGAUUUGAUAUUCCAGAUAGAAGACUAUGAAAGAUAUCUUAUUCAGCUGAGCAAAGUUACUAAAUUCAAUUUGUUGAGGCAUGCCAAGCGCAGCACUGCCAGAGACUUUAAAAUAAUUGAAGAUGCAGAAACCCCUGAAGGAGGCGAAGAUGGAGAAAACCAAGCAGAGACAGAGACACAUAACAAUAACAUUGGCGUUAACGAUGAUGAUGUAAGAGAAGAGUCAGAAGAUGAUUCAGAGAAAAUGUUGUCCCCCCGAACUGCUAGUCCCGGAUCAUCACGGGGCUUAGAUUCUGAUAAAGCACCACCAACAGAAGGGGACGAUGAAGAAGAAAAAGAAGAAGAAGAAGAAGCAGAUGAAGAAGAUGAAGGAGAAGGAAGUGGCUUUAGUCGUCCUAAGAAGAUAGCGAAGAAGAGUUGGGUUGUGGAGGAUUCUGAAGACGAUUCUGAAACAUUUUAG